GGGCCCUUGGCCCAAAAUUUCGAUGGAGCCUGAAAGUAAUAAUAUUUCCAGGAUUCACAGCAUCCAUCCAUACAGAGCACAGAGCAGUAAGUGCUGUGCUGCUUUCUAGCCGUUUAUUAGAGGAACAUGGCAGGCGCUUCGUUUCUGCAAACUCGUGUUCUGUCUUCUUUUGUUGGAGAUCGGUUGAGUCAUUCGAAGCGCCCUCUUCAUCAACUCUUCGGUUACAAACGAGGAGGCAAAUAUGCGUCCAUGCAACUAUCAAGAACACUUUCUGGCUUAACAAACCUCUUAUUCAAUAAAAGAAAUCUGGAUAAGUGGCCAGACAGCAAGCGUAAACGUUUAAAGCCUGGAAAAGUGUCUCCUCUUCGACCUGUUCCAGAUCAUAUACAAAGGCCUUCUUAUGUCAAUUCUCAGCAAGCACCUGGAAUUGCUAGUGGACCAGAAGUGCAUGAUGAAAGGGGGAUAGACUGCAUGAGAGCUUCUGGACGGCUUGCAGCUCAGGUUCUUGAAUACGCAGGGACUCUAGUCAAGCCAGGCAUAAAGACAGAUGAAAUUGACCAAGCAGUUCACCAAAUGAUUAUUGAUAAUGGAGCGUAUCCUUCACCUCUGGGCUAUGGUGGGUUUCCAAAGAGUGUCUGCACAUCAGUGAAUGAGUGCAUUUGCCAUGGAAUACCUGAUUCCCGUGCACUUGAGGAUGGUGACAUAAUUAAUAUCGAUGUCACAGUUUAUCUAAAUGGUUAUCAUGGUGAUACAUCAGCUACCUUCUUUUGCGGAGAUGUUGAUGAUGACGCUAGAAACUUGGUUCAGGUAACUAAAGAAUGCCUUAAUAAGGCAGUAUCAAUAUGUGGACCAGGAGUGGAAUACAAGAAAAUUGGUAAAACUAUAAAUGAUCAUGCAGAUAAAUUUCAUUAUGGUGUUGUCCAACAGUUUGUUGGCCAUGGAGUUGGACGUGUAUUUCAUGCUGAUCCUGUUAUUCUACAUUUCAGAAACAAUGAAGCUGGGCAUAUGAUGUUGAAUCAAACUUUCACAAUUGAACCGAUGUUGACAAUUGGUAGCAUUAAACCGAGAAUUUGGAGAGAUGACUGGACAGUGGUCACAGAAGAUGGAAGCCUGUCGGCACAAUUUGAGCACUCCAUUUUAAUAACCCAGGACGGGGCUGAGAUACUAACCAAGUGUUAAAAUGGCAUUAUCACCAUUUUUUGAGCAACAACAAACACCCGCAGAUGCCAAGCUUGGAGAAUGCCUACGGGCUAUACCCCCAGAUUUGAAUGCUCUCUUUCUUCUGGAUCAAAAUAUGUGCCUUGGACUGGGGGCAACGCCGUAUUCUUAUGCCUUGCUCAUUGAUUCUUUGUGAUUUAAUAAUGAGAGGAUGAACAUUAAUUUUUGUCCACAUUGUUGUUAACAUGUCCCGCCCUGCUUUACCGGCUGACUGAACACGAAGUAUUGUUGUGUAUCAGUUAAUAAGCUUGAUAGCUAAAGUCUUUACAAUAUCUGUGAGCAUUCACUAAUAUGAUCAUACUAUAAAAUAUUGGUUGAGCAACAAA
This is a messenger RNA of Malania oleifera, 1544 nucleotides long. RefSeq names its product methionine aminopeptidase 1D, chloroplastic/mitochondrial. The transcript has 10 exons. The record is from RefSeq and is a predicted model, not a curated record. NCBI's taxonomy places the organism in Eukaryota, Viridiplantae, Streptophyta, Magnoliopsida, Santalales, Ximeniaceae. Gene Ontology annotation, biological process: proteolysis. The coding region runs from base 127 to 1179 and encodes 350 amino acids. Gene Ontology annotation, molecular function: metalloaminopeptidase activity.